Molecule: messenger RNA, 1305 nt
Organism: Tachyglossus aculeatus (Australian echidna)
Lineage: Eukaryota; Metazoa; Chordata; Mammalia; Monotremata; Tachyglossidae
Exons: 7
Coding region: 67-798 (243 amino acids)
Biological process (GO): fatty acid beta-oxidation
Cellular component (GO): mitochondrion
Molecular function (GO): 2,4-dienoyl-CoA reductase (NADPH) activity
Source: RefSeq, a predicted model, not a curated record
UAUCGUAAUUAUAUCAUAUAUUAGACAUGAUAUAUAAUCAUCUCUUUAUGGUUAAUAUAAUGGACGAUGUCUACAUCAGAGCGGCUGGUAUUGGUGUUGGGAGGAGCCGGGACCGUGGGCUCUGGCAUUGUGAAGUCGCUCCUGGACAGAGGUUUCCACGUGGCCGUCAUUUCCCGGGACGGCGCAAGGCUGGAGAAGCUGCGGAGCUUCGUCCCGGCUUCCGCCCUGCCUCAUCUGCACACGGUGGUCGGGGACGUGGGCACUGAGGAUGGAGCAGAGCAGGCCAAGGCAGAACUGUUGAAGGGAGGGAGGAAGGUCACAGAUGUGGUGUCCUCUCUGGGCCUCAGCUGGUGGCAAGGGGGUCCCCCCCACAUGCAGACCCUGCAGGAGCUGCAGAAGGUUCUCGAGACCCUCCUGCUGAGCACCUUCACCUCCUGGAAGGCCUUCUUCCCUCUGGUCAAGGACAAUCCCGAGGGCUCCUACACCUUCAUCACUGGGGGCGCGGGCGAACGUCUGCUCAUGCCAGGCACUGGCUUCCUGACUCUGGGUGCUGCGGGGGCACUGGCUUUCUGCCAGGUGGUGCGGGAAGAGUACCCCAAGGUGCCCUGCAAGCUGAACGAGGUGAAGAUCAAUAUGGGGGUGUCCACUUCUGAGGGCCUGGCCCCCGGCUUCAUCAGUCACCUGGAGGUGGGCAAGGCCGUGGCCUCUCUGGUGGAGAAGCGCAGCGUCUCCCACGCUGUCCUGAAUGUCAACUCACCCGCUGACCUUCAGACCCUGAUCUCUCAGGGGCGGCUCUAAAACCUGCCCCGCAGCAACUCUCUUCCCCCCACCCGCUCCUUCCCACUCCCACUCCGAUCCACACUGCCUCCCUCCUGCCCAACCGGCUCCCUCCCUUCGGCUUCCCUUUCCAGGGAAUUGCAGGAAGCAUCGGGUUCUUCGCCUCAUGUCCCGCUCAUCUGGGCGGGGCCACCUGCUCCCCAGGGCUGGGAUCAUAUCCAGCUGGAAUUUGGGUUGGGCCCCACCUCCCACCUGCAGACAGUGCAGGGCCAAGAGAUGAGUCCCAGGUGGCAUCACUGACAGGUGUUGAACACAGGUGUCCCCUCUUUGGGGGGAGGCCCAGGGCCAGCUCAGAAACCAGGGGUCUAAGGUGGUCUGUGAGCAGGGGUGGAAAGCUCCAGGCUAUUACCUCCCCCAAGCCACCAAAAGGGGGGAAUUAUUAGGCAGGGAUUUAAUUGAUUUACUGAUGGAUGACUGGGAGACACCAGAGCAAAGGUGGAGGUGAAGAGGUUAGAGGGUCCCUCACUG